Messenger RNA from Sinocyclocheilus rhinocerous, 1144 nucleotides. Its product is annotated as apoptosis-stimulating of p53 protein 2-like. The transcript is spliced from 2 exons. Gene Ontology annotation, biological process: regulation of apoptotic process. Gene Ontology annotation, molecular function: p53 binding. The record is from RefSeq and is a predicted model, not a curated record. Gene Ontology annotation, cellular component: nucleus. Bases 155 to 382 code for a protein of 75 amino acids. NCBI's taxonomy places the organism in Eukaryota, Metazoa, Chordata, Actinopteri, Cypriniformes, Cyprinidae.
UGACGUAACUGUGACGUCUACUCUGAAUUGGUCUAUUGGUUACAAUUCCAGCAUUAUAACAACCCUCCUAUAAACUCAGAAGCGCUCUGUGUUCAGGCCUCGGUCGUGCGUGUCGUUUCACAGCUGUCUCUCAUGUUCAGGCGUCCAGGAGAAGAUGGGCAUCAUGAACCGAGGGGUGGUGUACGGCCUGUGGGACUACGAGAGCGCGCAGGACGACGAGCCGGCCUUCAAAGAGGGCGACUGCAUGACGGUACUGCGGCGGGAGGACGAGGACGAGACCGAGUGGUGGUGGGUGCACAUGGCCAGCCGAGAGGGAUACGUCCCCCGAAACCUGCUGGGGUUGUAUCCAAGAAUUAAACCUCGUCAGCGGAGUCUGGCUUAAGUGCUUCAGUGAGGAGAACAAAGACCAUCAACGUUAAUAAAGCCAUCAAUCCAUCAACAUUAGUUAACUUCCUCAUGCUGGUUGUAGGACCAUCUACUUGUUUGUCCCAUUUGUAUUGUUGUUGUUGUUUUUUUGGUGUUGCUGUUGAUAUGUUACAGUAAUGGCCACUUUGUCUUUUUUUUUUUUUUUCACACAAAACAAUUGAAUAGAAAUUAGCUGUUUAGAAUGUACUUUAUAUUUGUAUAUCAAGAAUUUUUCCACUGAGAAAAAAAAUUUAAUAGUGACCUGUGUUUUGCAUCACAGGUAUUUUGCAUAUGCUGUCCUUUCAGUGCUUUAUUGAAAGGGAAGUGAAAGGAAAUUCAUAGUGUUGGAGAUCUUCUGAAUCGUGGGUAACAUUUUUCUCAUGCACAAUGCUUAACAAAUGAAAUGAACUAGUUGUACAGUGCUAGUAAAGUGGAGUCAGAACAGUGAAUUUCUGGCCCAGUAGUGAAUAUUCAGAUAGUGAGUUACAUUAUGUGUCCGGCACUGAUCUCUCGCUUCAUCCCAUGACGCUCUGAUCCGCAGUGCUGCAAACUGAGAUGAGCGCAAGAUGGGUAUAUUCAUUUUGACAGACACGGCUUACAUGAUACAUUAUUUUCCUCUGUUCAGCAAAUGUAACCUGCAUUUUUACAUCUUCAUCCUCAUGAGUUAUUGGACAAAUCAGCUGGAGGUUUAACAUGAUCAAAAAAAAUUAUUAAACACUGUGAACUGAGUUCUCAUGAA